Molecule: messenger RNA, 2519 nt
Organism: Xenia sp. Carnegie-2017
Lineage: Eukaryota; Metazoa; Cnidaria; Anthozoa; Malacalcyonacea; Xeniidae
Exons: 2
Coding region: 448-2256 (602 amino acids)
Molecular function (GO): protein binding
Source: RefSeq, a predicted model, not a curated record
UGUCGACAUAUAAAUUUUCAAUCAAUAAUAUAGAUUCGCUAUUUUUCUUUAUUGUGAAAAACCAACAUUAUAAAGAUAAAACGCAAUGUAACAAGUAUAUACUAAAGCAAAUUUGUGACACGAAAUUGUGUUUAAUUGAGCAAUUUUUAAUUACUUAACGCAUUUGGUCAGAGCAAAUUGUUGAUUCUCUUCCUUAUUCGUUCAUUAUGACUUUAUUUUAUCAAGAUUGUUACUUUAACGUUAAUGGUUUUAACCCAGAAGUAUCGUUGCAUCUUUGUAGAUGUAGAUCUUCCACGUUAGUAGAGUCCUGAGAAAGACUGCUGGUGUUGAUGAUGAAUCACGUUUCGACAACAUUAGCGGUAGUCAUCUUCAGAUCGAGUCAAGUAAGGAGUCGGAGACGCAACAGAUUUAUACACAAGCUCUACGAGUACAAAUCAUCAAAACGCCAUGUCUCUUGAUAACUUACUGCUCUCCAUAUUUCAAUUUUUUACGAACAAAGCCCGAGAUGCUGCAGCAGACAGGCUAGAAAACGGUGACGUUGGUAAUGAAGGACUUCGCGAACUUAUCAAGCGAGAUUUACACGAAAUCGAAACAAUGCUAGAUAAUCUUUCAAAAAUAGACCUUUUCUCCAGUUUGAACUAUUUGGAGGAAGGAUUUAUUCUACUUUUUAAUUGCAUUGACGAAGUAGAAAGUGAUAGAGAAUGUGAAGAAGCAAGUAAUAAUGAUGAGUCUCAGGCAACUUGUACUGCCAUCACCACCAAGUAUGAUCUUUCCCGUGCAAUACAACAUUCAAAGGAAUUUGAAUCGGCAAAGGAUCGAUUUAAAAAAUCCCGUGAGAAAGCAACGGAUGUUUUCAACAACAAAAAUUUAAGCUUGGAGGACAGAAUAUUUGCCGCAAUCGUUAAGAUCAUGGCACAAAUUUUUGAAUGUCCGGAGCAUCGAAAGAAUGCCAUUGAUUUAUGUUUAUCUUAUAUAAAAAGGCUGCAUGAAUUGGACGGUGUUCGUAAAAUGUUCUCUGUUUCUAUCGGUGGUGGCAUCAGAGUAAUGUUCAAAAAGUCUCAAAGAAUGGAAAACAUGAAGUCUGUCAUUCUUCUCAACCAUCAUUUAUAUCAGUUCAUUGCAAGGAUCAACAACAAUCAUGAUCAUUUAUCAACUUGGCCAAGUAUUGAACUUGGAGACGGAAAAAUAUUUAAUCCAAUACGGGACUGGCGCAAGCAAUUUGCUGUCGAGUCUUGGUAUAAAAAUUUGAUUGAAUCUUCCCAAGAAAUGGAAAAAAUGAAAACCAUGAUGUUUGAACUUUUGGACAAGAUGACUAUAAAUGAAUAUUUUGCUCCAAUAUUGACAUCACCAGUUGAAUUAGUUAUGGAUUUUUUAAGAAGUGAUAUUUUGGUUGCUGGAGGUUUACCUAUUGAUUCUUCAAGGAAAGUAGAAAUUUUUUCUUGGAAGGAGAAAAAAUGGCUUGAGAUUGCAUCAACGGAAAAUGAACACUUUAGGGCUUCAUCAUCUAUUUAUAAUGAUAAUUUAUAUGUUGUUGGAGGAUUUCACUGCAAGUCAAUAGAGACAUUUAAGAUAAAACAGUUUCCUUUGACAUGGAAGACAUUUCCUCGAGAGCUUCCUUAUGCAUGUUAUGGUCAUCAAACUGUUGUUUGUAAACAACAAAUUCUUCACAUUGGAGGACGUAUUCGUGAUGAAGAAUCAGAUUUGAUUCGUGAAAUAAACAUUACCGGUACAGCAUCUCAUGUUUUAAAGGAGUUGUUUCAUAUGCCUGAACCACGGUGGAGCCAUGGAGCUGUUGUUGUUGAUGACAAAGUUCUUAUUUUUGGAGGACACGGAAAAGAUUGGGAAGUUUUGUCCAGUGUUUUGGAGUUUGAUCCAAGGACUAUUACAUUUAAGGAAAUGGCUCCAUUACCUUUUCCAUUGACUGCAAUGGCAACAGUUCAAUGGAGAGAUCAAGUUGUUCUUCUUGGAGGUUAUGAUGGAAAUAAAAGGUUGAACAGUGUUAACAUGUAUGACAUCAAAACAGGUAAAGUCACAACCUUACCAUCCAUGAUGGAAAGAAGAUCCAUGUGUUGUGCAGUUAUAACUGGUGAUACAAUUGUUGUCAUGGGAGGCAGGAAUGAUAAAGAUGAAAGUCUUAAGUCCGUGGAGUGUUUCGAAAAGGGAAGUAGUUCUUCAUGGGCAUAUCUUCCUUCAAUGAAUUUUUCACGAUUUCAAGCCAUUGCUGAAGUUUUACCUUUUGGACAAAAGUAUGUCUAAGACACAAAAUUUCAUUAAGUUAUGGAACGUUAUAACUCAUUAAUGCUCGUUUGGACUAUAUUUGAUGAUAAAUUUGUAAAAUUUAAAAUAUAUAGUUCAAAAGCUCAUAUAAUCAUUAACUAUUUUGAUAAAUUUCUGAAAUAGGUGAAUGGCUUUUGUAUCUAAAUAAGUUUGAGUUUUUAGAGGAUAGUUUAUACCUUUUUUCCUGUGUUUGUUUCAUUGCAGUUUAUUGAACAAUAAAAUACAUGUUUUCCAGGGUAAAA